AUGGCUGUCCUCAAAGUCAAAUUCACCAAAACCAAGAGGGACAAAUUGGCUCAGAUCUUAUGGAUCCUCAACUGGGUUUCUGUAGUGAGUGGGAUCAUUCUCUUCAGUCUUGGCCUCUUUCUGAAAAUAGAGAUCAAGAAGCGCAAUGAAGUGAUGGCAAAAGGGGACAUUAACUCUGUCCCCAACAUGCUGAUCUCUGUAGGUGUCAUAGCAUGUAUCAUCAACUUUCUGGGUGGCAAAAUCUGCUAUGACUGCUCAGAUGCAAACAAGUUCUCUCGCUGGAAACUAGUAAUGCUGCCAUACAUCGUAUGUACCUUCUGUUUUACCUUCUGCAUCCUGGUGGGUGCUCUCAUGUGCUAUACCAUGAGGAACGAGCUGGAAGAGUCUCUCUAUCUGGGACUGAGGGAUGCCAUUAAGUUCUAUAAAGACACAGACAUACCUGGGCGAUGUUUCUUAAAGAAAACAGUGGAUUUGUUACAAAUUGGAUUCCGUUGCUGUGGAAACAAUGGCUUUAGAGACUGGUUUGAAAUUCAGUGGGUAUCUCCUCGGUAUCUGAAUAUGGCUUCCAAGGAGGUUCUGGAUCGUCUGAAGAGCAACGUUGAUGGGAAGUUCUUGGUGGAUGGAGUCCCCUUCAGCUGCUGCAAUCCCAGCUCACCACGGCCCUGCAUCCAGUACCAGCUGACAAACAACAGUGCUCACUACAACUACGAUUUCCUCACAGAGGAGCUCAAUAUCUGGAUGAAGGGGUGCAGACAGGCCCUGCUGGAUUACUACACUGGUAUCAUGAGAUCCAUUGGUAUUGCAGCAUUGCUUAUUUGGUUGUUCGAGCUCUCUGUACUCAUUGGUGUCCGGUACCUACAGACAGCCAUGAAGAAUGUCCUUCUGCUAGGAGAUCUGGAGGGUGAAUCAGAUGGUUGGUUACUAGAAAAUAGUUUUGUGGAAACCGCCAAAUACAACAUCAACAUCAUUAAGAAUCUCGGCAAAGCCAACCAGAUCUCCACUGUCUCAGGCAUGAAUGACCCCAACAUUAAUGUUCAAAACACAGACUGUGACAAAACUAAUAUUACAACAAAAUCUAUCCCUGCAGCUAGGUAG
Agelaius phoeniceus (red-winged blackbird) is the source of this 1095-nucleotide messenger RNA. RefSeq names its product photoreceptor outer segment membrane glycoprotein 2. Gene Ontology annotation, cellular component: plasma membrane. The record is from RefSeq and is a predicted model, not a curated record. NCBI's taxonomy places the organism in Eukaryota, Metazoa, Chordata, Aves, Passeriformes, Icteridae. Gene Ontology annotation, biological process: visual perception.